AUAAACAUAAAAUGGCGCAGGCCGCUUUCAAAACUUGUGAAAUUUGUGUUUCAAGUCCUGGACAUAACUACUGUGAACAGUGUGACCAGUUGUUUUGUGAUGGAUGUAAAAUAUCACAUCUACGUACAAAGAUGAGCAAAAACCACACAUUUCUAAGUGGCCCAAAUAUAAACCCGGAAGGUAAACAAUAUUGUAACGAACAUGAUGAAAACUUUAUCUAUUACUGCAAAGAAUGUAAUACGCCAAUAUGCAAAAUAUGUGUAAUUGAAAAUCACAAAAAGCAUGAUUUUUCUGAAAUUAAAACAUUAACUGAAAAAUACAAAGCUGAAGUUGAAAGAGAGAUUAAUAUGAAGUUGAACAAACUAAAAACAAAUAUAAUGGCGAUCGACCAAGGAACAAAUGCAUAUCAAUGUGAUGUCAAUGCAGUCAUUCUAUCCAUAAGAGAAGACGGCAUACUGUUGAAGAAGCUAAUUGAUACAAAAGUUGAAGAUCUUAUCAGAUCAGUGAAAGAGAAACAAGCAACAAAACUUCAAUCCUUACAGUCAAUUGGCAAUGAAUUUAAAACUGCUUUUGAUAAGGCUGAUGAACAGCACAAGAUAUAUCGAGACACAACACAGAUAACAGAAACAUCUAAAUUGCUUCUUAAACUGAAACAGAUAAAGUUACAAAUCGCUGAUGUAGAAGUAAAGCAGGUUCCUAACAUGCCGUCGGUAAACUAUGUUAAAAACAGAGCACCAGCAGGCGAAAUAAAAAAACUGCUUGGAGAUUUAACAUUCGGAGAAACUGUAAAAAGAGAAGAAACCCCGAAACAACAAGAAAAUGUUAGGUAUGUUGAUGCUCCAGGUGAAAAGAUGAAGAUAUGUCCAGUGUGUUCCAGUACUUUUUCAGCUGAUGUCACUGACACCAGUUUUGAGGAACAUGUUAUUGGUCAUGUUGGUCGAAUAUGUCCGUUGUGUUACAAUACAAUGGACAAUUUUACUGACGAAGAAUUCCAACGACAUGUCAACCAACAUCUGGAACAGAAAAAUUGUAACGCUCCUAGAAGGCCAAUAGAAUUCGACUAGUUAUUUGAAAAGACUCAUUUGAUUAAGUUUUGAAGAUAUCUGAGCAUUUGAUGGUGUUGGUAUAAAGACAUGAACACAUUGGAUUUUAUUUGAAAUAUAAGCUUGUAACCAUAAUUUUCAAAGCAUAUUUUGUUUGUUGUUGUGGUUAUUCAUAUCAUUUUUAUUACAACCCUGGUAAUUGUACAGAUAUGGAGAAAAAAUGUUUAAUUUUAUUUUCUUUUUAUCAGUUUAAUGUUAAAUCAUGUGCUUACUUGUUACCUAUAAAUGCUUUUUAUACAACUUUUUAAUCAAAGGCAAGAGGUUUUUACAUGUUUUACAGGGGGGUUUUCCAUUUUGCUUACCAGUGUAUUUAUAGUUUACGUAAUGUGUGUUUUAUCGAGAAAGUGUAUACUGUAUACGGUAUGUACUAUCAACUACAAAAACAUUUUUUUGGCGUCUUUUUCAAAAUUACUAUCAACUACCAUACCUUUUUUGUCGACGUCUUUGUUAGAUUUAUGUGUAUGCUUGUUUGAAUUUUGAAGUCAGUUGCGUUGUAUGUCUGUGAUAUUUCUUUACACAAUGUUGGCUUCUUGAACCCAGUUAUUCACAUUAACCUAUAAUGUCUGUUUGGGUUGCUCACUCAAUUUUGUCAAUAAAACAAAAUUAUCAACCGUCAUACAAGUGGGAGGUUUAGCUAGCUAUGAAACUACGUUUAAUCCCCAUUUUCUUCGGAAAAUGUCUGUAACAAGCCAAAAGUAAAAAAGGAAAACGUUGUUCUUCAAACGUUCCGUUGGUUGAUAACGUUUAAAUUUGUUCGUUUUUAUGACUUCCUUUUUUUUAGUUACCUUGGAGUUCGGAAUUUUUGUUAUACUUUUGGCUUAAUUAUUCUAGAGCACCGUAAACUGUUUUCUGUGCACUUCUAUCUAGUAAGCCUUAAAGAUACAUAUAGUGUUGUAUCAUCACUUCUGAAGACUCUGGUGGAUAGUUGUCACAUUGGCAAUCAUGCUACAUCUCUUUUUUUAUAUCAGAGUUAUAUUUCAAAAUUUAAAUCCUGUAAUCUUUAUUUUUUUUGCUUUGUUUUAAACUUGGAUGGUCCCCCAACAGCAUAAUUAUGAUUGGUAUACAAAACCAAUUUUGUAAAAUACACAAUUUGACAGUUGAAAGUUUAUAUUAUUAUUUAAAGGACCUUCUGGUGAGUAGCACCUUUAUAGUAUUUGAAUGUCUAUAAAUUUACAAAUCCCACCUACAUUUAUUUAAUAAAUUUCACUAACAUUAAUAACGCUACCAAUUUUUCUGCACCAGAUGUGCACUCCGAAUAUAAAUGUCUCUUCAGUGAUGCUCAAGGCCAACAUAUUUGAAAAUCCAAAGCCUAUGAAAAACAAUGAAGCGCUUAUAAACCAAAAAGGACAAACAAAAAGCAAGAACUCGGGCAAGGAAUCAGAGCUUUGCAUGAUAUAUUCAUGAUAUUCCUUGAUUUAAAUUACUACUAAGAUUUUAGUUGUUUUUAUGGUGUUUAAUUUGUGUUAUGAUAAGUUGAAGUGCUUUUAACAUCUUUUCAUUCUCAUUAUAUAAUCAUGAAUAAUGUGAAGGUUUUGGACACAUUUUUUUUGUACGUUACUAACAAUGAUUUAACUUAUUAAUGUUUAUAUGGGAAAUGUAAAGGAUUCAUAAUUUGCUAGAAUUAUGUUUAAUAAAGUUUUACUGCUUUAA
Molecule: messenger RNA, 2753 nt
Organism: Mytilus californianus (California mussel)
Lineage: Eukaryota; Metazoa; Mollusca; Bivalvia; Mytilida; Mytilidae
Product: tripartite motif-containing protein 29-like
Exons: 3
Coding region: 12-1064 (350 amino acids)
Biological process (GO): positive regulation of DNA-templated transcription
Cellular component (GO): chromatin; nucleoplasm
Molecular function (GO): zinc ion binding; ubiquitin-protein transferase activity
Source: RefSeq, a predicted model, not a curated record